AUGGCUUUCUACCAGGACCGCGCAGAAUUUGUCGAGGAUGGGCAUUUGGACGUGUGCAUGCGAGCAUCCGGCGAGAGGAUGAAAUCAGAGGCGACAGGUCGGAACAAGUUCAACGAGUCAUUUUUCACCCUCGCAAAUGAUGCUAAGGGAAACAAGGCGUACCAAGUAGAGGAAGACUUCGACCUCACUGCCGUCCGAAAGCUAGCACACCCAGACGAGUCAAUGGAGACUGACACGACUCGCAAAUACCUCGAGGUAGGACUAGUAUUUGGAAAAAGCCCAAACCUGUAUUUGGCAACUGGGAACCCUCGGGACAAGAAGAGAGAGGCGGAGAUGGAACAAAGAGGCGUACUGCCCCGCGAUGACUUUGCUCUCAGAGUAUUCACGCCAGCCACCGACGUCGUCAAAAAACAAGUGAAAUACUACGUCGCUGCAAAGUCGACCAACGGCAACUUCCAGCCACGAGUGGUAAGGGCCGAAAUGGUCUUCUUCUACCCAGAGUUUUGGCGGGGCAUCGACAACAUUCCGACUAUCAGGGACCGUCUGACUGCGGUAAACAAAGUUUGCCGUGAGGUUGCUUGUUCUAAAAAACAAGGAGACCCUGGAGCAAGUGUCCUAGUUGUGCCUGAUGACACGAACAAAACACGCUUCCAGCAUCCCUCGAAAACCACAACUUCUGACAACGUCGCCUCACUUGUGUUGAUGCUACAUACCAUGUAUCUAGAGACAGGGGACGUCAACUACCUUGUAAUGAUCAAGGAGACGCUGAAGAAACACAACGGUAUGAACCAGUUCGGCCCGCAAACGCGCACGGAGGGUAUAUACGCGUUUCUUGACUUUGGCGAGACCUUGACGGAUGAUUUAGCGCUUGAGAUGGUAGAAGAACUGCGUGAAACUUGGCCCCGAGGCGCAGGCAAAAGUGGACUUUCGUACUCUGGAAAACUUCCUCUCCUUUUACACCUUCUGAACGGCGACAAGAUUUGUGAAGAAGCCAUCAAGGUGGCGCUGCUGGCCACCGAACUCCACGGCGACAGAUUGCCUCAAACAUACUUGCCGCCAAUGACAGAGGAGGACAAAGACAAGAAGCCAUUGACACUCCAAAGCAUGCGGCACGUCCUUCGUUGCCUCACGUACGUCCAUGGACAGAUCAAGGACUACGCCGACCGGGCCACAGCCGAAGUUGUGGACCAGUAUGGCGGUGCUCUGCCCCACCGAUCUUUCAGCGAUCUGAUGGCAAGAAUCUCCAGCGCGAAAGACAAAAAGGAAGCAGAAGGUCUGUACUCCGAGCUGAUGGCCCUGCAUGUGGCAGCUUGUGUGGACACAAAUCAGCAGGUGUCUAAAUCUCUGGGAGAAGUAACCAGGUUCAUCACGGAUAUCCUGGGCCGUACGAAGGAGUAG
This is a messenger RNA of Sporothrix schenckii 1099-18, 1398 nucleotides long. RefSeq lists its product as uncharacterized. The record is from RefSeq and is a predicted model, not a curated record. NCBI's taxonomy places the organism in Eukaryota, Fungi, Ascomycota, Sordariomycetes, Ophiostomatales, Ophiostomataceae. The coding region runs from base 1 to 1398 and encodes 465 amino acids. The transcript is spliced from 2 exons.